AAUGAGCCUGUGUGGAGCAAUAAGAGGGUGUGGCUUUUUUACUCAGGGUGAACAGAUAAGCUGAGUUUGCCAAGCAAAGAGGGGCAGGAGUCACAAUCCUGAACAGACAGCCAUCUACUUUCACUCUGCUGGGCUCUCUAACAAUCCAGCUGCACAUUUCCACUCACUCUGUCCCUCUCCUGUGCGUUCCUCUAGCAGUCUGAAACAAGACUACGAGGGGGGAGGCAGCUUCCAGCAUAAAGAAGUAACAACACAAGAGGACAGCUCAAGAAAAACUUCCAACACGCAGCUAUGAAGGACAAAGUUAGGAGAGGAGGAGGAAGAAAUCAGGCCAAGAAUGAUGCUAUCAGCAUGACUGGUGGAAAAGAUGCAGUUGGUAUUAAGCAAGAUGAGGACACAUCAUUCUCCGUGAAGAUCCAGGGAGCAGGAGUAGAGUCAUUUGAGCUGCAGGUCCAUGGAUUUUGGCUUGUUCAAGACGCUCUAAUGACUCUGCUUUCGAAGAAUGAGGUGUGUCCACGCUCCAACCUGUCACUGGCACUCGCUGGUACAACUCUGGACCCCCUCGCAGAACUGCAAAGCCUCAAGGGGCUUAAACCAGGAGCCAUUCUCCGCCUAGUUGAAGAGCCCUACACCGCCCGCUCAGCCAGGCUCCAUCUGGCACGUGUCCUGGAGCUGCUGAGAGCAUUUGGACCUCAGGAUGCACUGAGAGAAGGACGCUCACCAAGCAUACUGGAGACACUCACCCAAACACAAAAACCAGACUCAAGCUUACUGAAUGGAAAGAACCUGAAACGCUCUUUAAGCAACACAAAAACAGAAUCAGCCAACCAGGACGGAGCUCCUCCUGAGUACCUCCUCCCUGGUUCAUCAGAGAGACCGCUCAUGGCCCUGCUACCACAAAGCUCCCAGCCAGAGGUCCCCAGCUACCUGAGGGACUUGUCUCUCAGCUGUUGGAGCCCACCUCCAGGACACAGGAAGCUGCAGGGAGACUUCCUGUACAUCACCGUGGUGACAAUGGAGGGGCGACGAUGUGACAUCACAUCUUGUCCAAAAGGAUUCUUUCUCAAUAGAUCUACAGAGGAAGUGUUUGAUCCUCGUCCUGCACAGUCUUCCCCAGUUUGCCACUGUUUCACUGACCUGCUCUGUCACAUUAGUCCUUCUUUCAAACAGACCUUUACUACUCUCAAAAACAGGCAUCAGUUACCUCCUGUUGAGGUCAUGCCCACUCCUUACCACACCCUGAGCUGGCUGGGGCCUCCGUGUGCCUCCCGUAUUCACAAAAACACCUUCAGCAGGCUGGGAGUAGAUGAGCAGCCAGCAACACAGGCUCCAGACUGGAAUGAGGAGUUGCAAGCAACCAGAGAUCUUCCACAAAGAAGUCUGGAGGAGAGGCUGCAGAGAGACAGAGCUCUGCUCCAGGUAAACAGUGCAUUUGUUAGGGCUGUGACGCAGGGGGCAGAGACUGUGAUAGAUGGCUUUGUGGAGCCAGUCAAUGGAAACCCUGAUGACCCAGCUUUCCUGUGGGGGGGCCUGUUCAUGAGCCAGUGUGCAGCAAGUGCAGUGUUUGGUGGGGAAAGGGGCCGCAGGGCGGUUCAGAGGCUGGAGCUUAAAGGAGUACAGGCCUACAGUGACCUAGAGGGGCUACAGGGCCUACACACUCUUCCUACAGCCAUUGUAGACUACAAAGGAGUGCGCCUAUCAGCGCAGGGACUGGCUCCUGGUUUGGAAGGCUCAGAGCAGGACCAGGAAACUCCCUCUGCCCCAAGAGGCUUGCUCUAUGGGGUGAAUGCCGGACCCCAAGAAUCCCCCCAUCGCAGAAAGCUACUGGAACUCUUGGCUCACGCUGCCAAAGCUCUUUCUCUCCAGAGACAUGUCGUUGUGGGAUCCAACAGUCACCGGACACCACUGUUCACAUCAGUGGACGCUAAGGGACUGUUGGGGGCUGAUGGGAGGUUCUACAUACUGGAUGUGUUCAGGAGCUUCCCAGCUGAUGCCAACUUCUGUCCCGAGCUAGAGACAGAAAGAGAGACAGUCACUGGAGAAGAGGAGAAGAAAGAAAGCUGUAAAGAAGAAGAGGGAAAGAAGGGUUGUGUAAAAGAAGGUUGGCCAGAGAAUUAUCACUCAGACUCUGGGCUUCCACAGAGUUUUCCUCACAGCCUCUGUAGACUGAGGCCAGAGCUGAUGCAGGACUUCAUCCAGCACAAACAUACCCAGUUCACACAGCAUGUCAGGGAGACACUGGACGAGAACGGAGGCUUUGAAGAAUGUGCAACAGCUUGUGAUUCUCGAGCCACUAGUGCAGUACGAGCUGCUUGUAAAGAAGUGGGCUCUAUUAGUGACAUCAUCUUUGAGAUGCGAUUCAACCCAAGUGUCCUCUCUUCAGGAGUGUCAUUCCCUGAAAGUGAAAGUGCAUCAAUAAGGCUGCAGGAGAGGUUACUGAAGGAAGCUGCAGCUUUCAUCAUCACACACCAGAUUCCAGCCUUUGUGGAGUAUUGCUUGCAAAACAACGAGGCACCAAUGGAUGGAGCUUCUCUAAAACAGGUGCUACACCAGAGAGGCAUCAACGUCCGGUAUCUGGGCCAUGUGAUGAAGGCCAUCAGCCAAUCAGAGCACAAGGAGCGCCUGAGGCAUAUAAUGAGAUCGGUCAUAGGUGAAAUUUUCAUCCGCUCAACAAGGAGAGUGUUCAACAGUUUCCUCCAGGGUGUGGACGUGCCCAGUCUCUCUGCAGCUGUCAGUCACUUCCUCUGCUGCCUAUUGGCUCCCCACUUCACACCCACUCCAGCGGGAGAGGAGAGUAAAAAGAAGUCAAGGCGGCGUGGUCGUGGGGCUGGGACUUCUGAAGGCACACCCUGGAGCAUGCUCACAGGGCCUGAGCUGUGGAACCUGGUCUGCCAGGAUGCUGUUGAAACAUAUAACAUCUCUGACAGCCUGGGCUCUGGCCCGAACCACCUGGUUGAGCAAUAUGGUCUCCAAAAGCUCUCCUUGCUCAGAGAGUUCUGUUUAAAGACUGGAGUACAGUUGAGGCUGAGAGACUACCUCCUCGACAACCAAAGUAAAGCUCCCAUCGGUCCUGAUGACGUCCUCAACAUCUUCCCUGUUGUCAAGCAUGUUCACAUGCCAACUGUGGAUGCUUCAAAAACAUAUCGUGCUGCGUGGAGCUCCAUUGAGAAAGGUCUGUUGGAUCAGGCUCAUGAGCGCCUGAAAGAAGCAGCCUACCUGUUUGGUAGGGUGUGUGAUGACCUACACCCUGAGGCCAGUUACUGUCACAGCCUGUUGGCCAAGGUGGCCUUCCUGCAGGGGAAGGCAGCCGAGGCUCGCAGUACCCAACUGAAAGCAGUGGUCAUCAGUGAGAGGGUGCUUGGCUUUGACCAUCCCAACACAAUCCAGCAAUAUGCCCUCUUGGCUGUCUAUAUGUAUGCUGGAGGGGAGACCGCCCUGGCCCAGAAGUGUCUCCUCAGAGCUCGCCUGCUAAUGCUAACUAUCCAUGGAGAGGACCACCCCUACACCGCAACAUUGGAUAGCUGUCUUGGGUUGGUGUUGACAGGAGACCAUGCAGGGCAGUUCCUUAAGAACGCUCUCAGACUCAACACUUCCUUCUUUGGCCCCACAGAUCUGCACACUGCUCUCAACCAGCAUCUGUUAGCCCAGUGGAUGUGCAGUCAGGGGGAUUACCGAAGUGCUAUGAGCCAUGAGAAAGAGGCCCUCACUGCUUUUACCUCCCUGUUUGGUGAGGAUCACACUCAGACGCGCUGCAGCAAAGAGUUUCUGUGCACAAUCACCAAACAGGCAGUGAAGGUUGAACGCUCUCUCAGACAGGCAGGAGCCGAAAGUACGGAGCAAACAGUGGAGUGUCUAACUCCAACAGCUGAAACCAUUCUGGAGCAGAUGGUUCUGGUCACAGGGAUCAGGAAGAUUGCACACAGUGACAGGCUCCAGGAGUAUAGGCAGAAACACCUGGAACUAAAGGCAGCAGUGAGAAAAGAACUUUUGAACCAAAUGAACGGAGGAGAGAAAAGCACAGAUCAAGAUCCAGGAUGUGGGAAGGAAGUCAAGGACGGAGGAAGCCCAGCGGUGGAGAGUAACACUGAGAGCCAACAGGAGCAGCCAGUGGAAGAGACCUCGGUGGAGAGUGCUACUGUAGUUUCAGCUAACGGUCAUGUGGUGGAGCCCGCUGAGCAUGAGGAGAAAACAGAAGUAGAUGCAGGUGAUAGAGCAGCUGAGGUCAAGAUAGUGAAUGGUGAGACAGAGAACAGGGCUGAAGCAGAGGAAAGUGAGGCCAGUGCACCAAAAGAAAAUGGGGAGAUGAAAUCUGACGCAAUGGUUGAUGAGAUGAAGUCAGGGUCAGAUGAGGUUAACGGUGUACUAAACGGAGCCGUGGAUAUCCCUGCUAGCCCAUCAGUUCUUAAGAGUAAAGUGACCUGGGCAGAUGUUGUUGUGUCAAAAGCUGUCAUAGCCAAUGGAACAGGACACAAAGUCACAGCUGUAAACGGAGAAGCAGAUGUCACUGCCAACGGAUCAGCUGAAAAGUGAAAACAUGUCAAAAAGGAAAACAGUGUUGUAGUAACAUUUUCUUAAAUCACUGCUGUAAGAAAAAAAACAACUCUCCCAGGAUCCUAGAUGUUAUUUGAUCCAAUGAACAUGAAGCAGAAUACGAGAAAAGAUAGAGUGAGAUGAUGAGUGUUACUUUGUGUUGAUGCUGGGAGAGGGCUGUACUGAGUUUUUCAACAAUAAACUUUUUACUCUUGUGUAUC
Thunnus maccoyii (southern bluefin tuna) is the source of this 4751-nucleotide messenger RNA. Its product is annotated as clustered mitochondria protein homolog. Gene Ontology annotation, biological process: intracellular distribution of mitochondria. Gene Ontology annotation, molecular function: protein binding; mRNA binding. Lineage: Eukaryota; Metazoa; Chordata; Actinopteri; Scombriformes; Scombridae. The record is from RefSeq and is a predicted model, not a curated record. Gene Ontology annotation, cellular component: cytoplasm. The transcript is spliced from 28 exons. Bases 292 to 4530 code for a protein of 1412 amino acids.